Molecule: messenger RNA, 8810 nt
Organism: Stegodyphus dumicola
Lineage: Eukaryota; Metazoa; Arthropoda; Arachnida; Araneae; Eresidae
Gene: jef
Product: major facilitator superfamily domain-containing protein 6 jef
Cellular component (GO): membrane
Source: RefSeq, a predicted model, not a curated record
UGAGUUCUAAAGCAUAACAUUAAAUCCUCUCCAAGCGGUCAGAAUACUCUGCAUUAAUAAAAAUGAAGAAAAUCAUUAUUUAUAACUAAAUAUGGUUUCACCUAUGAAGGAAAUGCUUAAAUUGGUAGAAUUAUUACUUGCUUUAACUAUUGUUAAAGUACUACAUUCAGACUAAUCACAACCCAAAUCUUAAGGUACAGAGGAAAGGAUACAGGUAUUCAUCCGCACUAGAGAACUGCAUGAUCAGAAUUAACCUUCAAGGGAUAGCGAAGUCUUGAUGUCAGAUUCAAGACUGCUAGCCCCACAAUACCUGAAAAUUGCAUGCAAGCUUAUGCCCACCUAGAGGAGUUUUCUGCAGCUGAUAUUUUCAUGGCCAUCCCAGCUAGAUGCGUAUUCUGGCUUAUUACACGUGCAGUGAAUGGCAGUAUCAGCUAGUACAAAAAUAUUAAUCAAUUUAUAAGGGAAUGAGAAAUCAACACAUUUGUUGAUACACGAAAAUACAACCGAAUCAAAAAUGGUGGAGAUGAAAGGUUUGGAAGAAAACCGGGGCAUGCAGAAGGGAGUCGACAGUGAUGGAUUCUUACCACCUCCAGAACAAGGAGAACCACCAAGAAGAAAUGGCCCAAUUUCUAAGAAAGAUGUCAUCGAUAGUAUGUGUUCGUCCUUCAACCAAGAUCUUCUGAUUGCGAAAACAUUCUACUUCUUUUUCUUUUCUGCAUUUGGUUCUCUAUUUCCUCUUCUUGCUGUAUACUUUAAACAGAUGGGAAUGAAUCCAACUCAGAGUGGGUUUCUGAUUGGAGUACGGCCUUUCGUGGAGUUCUUGGCUGCUCCAUUUUGGGGCAGUAUGGCUGACAGAUUUCGGAAAGGUAAAAUAAUGCUGUUAUUUUCUUUGCUGUCCUGGAUUGUGUUUACUCUUGCAUUGGCAUUUAUUCAGCCACCAGCUUCAUCUUGUGUCAUUUUCAAUGCCACUCAUCAUAUCCUUUUUAUCCCUGAAAAAACAACCGGACGAGAGAAAAGAUCUGUAGUUUUGGACUUGGAAGAUUAUAAUCCAAUGUACGAAGAUGAGGAUCUUGUAAACCAAGCCAUGGCAGUUGGAGCUUCUAGAUAUGAAAAUAACCCCAAAUAUUACUACCAAGAAUCUAACAACACUUACGAUGACAUCAUAGACAAUCUGGACGAGGAAGAAAUUGGGAACUGGUUGAUGGGAAUACGCAAAAGGCGUGAAAAGGAAACAAAAGAACCAGAGGACUAUGACAAGGAAGAAAAAGGCAGAUUUAAAGAGAAAGAUAGUUCUUAUCAAGUUGUAGGCAAGUCUCCAAAUUCCGUCGAAUAUACCCUCAACUACAACCAAGAUCAGCAUACUUCUUAUGUAUCUCCACGUUUCAGUUCUAUAGUGUAUAAAUGGGAAGAUGUUCAAGAAGUUUUCUUCCUGUUGGUGCUCCUCAUAGUGCUUGGGGAGUUCUUUAGCGCUCCAGCUAUCACUUUAGCCGAUUCAGCGACGCUGUCUUAUUUGGCAGAUAAUGCUGAUAACUACGGUAAGCAGCGGAUGUUUGGUUCUCUAGGUUGGGGUCUGGCCAUGUUUUUCGUCGGCAUUGCUUUGGAUCAAUCAACGUCCUUCCCAGAUCAUCCUUGUGGCCCGCAUGAGAGAGAACGUAAUUACACUAUAUGUUUUGCAACUUUCUCUGUGCUGAUGGGGUGUGCUCUUAUUGCUGCUACUCAGUUUAAAUUCGAUUAUGAAUCUUUCGAUGAUCAAAUACCUAUGAAAACAGUCGUUCAAAAUGGAAAUCAGCAACAGGUGAAAGGAAGUAGUCUUCCCAGUUUUCUUACUGAAGGAACAGUCAUGGAUGAUUCACCUAUUCCACCACCACCACCACCUAAACAAGAAGAGACAGCGCCAAAAAGCACAGUGUUCGCCCAAACUACUCGGCAACUUCCGGAAUGGCUAUCUGUCCUUCGGACGUUCGCCAAUCUUCGCUAUGGCGCCUUCCUCUACGUAACUUGGUUCAUGGGUUUCGGCAUAGGGCUGGUGUUCACCUUUCUCUUCUGGCAUCUGCAAGAUUUGGGUGGCACCCCAACUCUCUUUGGAGUGGCGUCCGUCAUCAACCACAUCUCAGAAAUCUUUGCCUACUUCUUCAGUUUUAAGUUCAUCAGGCAGAUCGGUCAUACAAAAGUAUUAUGCAUUGGUCUUAUCGGGAACAUUUGCCGUUUCCUCUACAUCUCUUGGCUGCGCAAUCCAUGGUGGGUGCUACCAUUCGAAUUCGUGCAAGGUAUUACUCACGCAGCCGUAUGGGCCGCUUGCUGUUCCUAUAUAACCCAGGCGACUCCAGCCAACUUGAGGUCUUCAGCCCAAGGAGUCUUACAAGGUCUUCAUCAUGGUCUUGGGAGAGGAUGUGGAGCUGUUAUUGGAGGAAUAUUCGUCAACUAUUUUGGUACUCAAGUAACUUUUAGAGGAUAUGGAUUUGCUAGUUUAAUAGUUCUCAUUCUCUUCGUUUUCAUCAAUUAUUACCGUAAAGAUAAAGGAUUUGCUUCCUUCCAGGAUGAUCAAGAACCUGACACUGUGGUUGAAGAAACAGCGCAUCUUGCUCCUCAUGGAGUACCUUCGAAUCCCAUGGCUAGAUCCCUCUCGAAACAGAACCUGGGAGGUACACGGCCAGGAAUUAACAAUAAUGAAGGAGGUUAUGGAACUACAAACCCGACUUCAAAUUCGACUGGUGGAUAUUUGGGCAUUCCAGGAGAGGGUGGAGGUUACGCAGGGGAGGGCCAAAACUAUACAUCAGAUUUCAAUAUGAAUAAGACUUCUUUCACUCCCACCGUAGAAGCUGGCGGUGCUUUGACUCGGCGAGCCCUAGCUGCAGCCUUCAAUCCGAAAGGUAUUCUUGCUCAGGCAGCAAGUCCUGAAGCGUGUUUUGAAUACGAGUUCAUCAGAAGAGAUUUUAAGGCUUAUGAGGAAGUUACGUCACUGGCUAGAAAUAUUAACGAAAAUGCAAUUCCCAAGCAACAAGUAUUAGUUGGGCCGAAACCAAAAACUACAUUCUACAACCCACAACCUGAAAACCGUACUAAUACGGCCUAUGAUUGGUGAAGAAAUUUGGAAUAUAUCUAUGACAGCCGAAUCUAAGACUGGAAGACCGUGAUAUCAUAAAUAAGGCUCUAAUUAUAUUUUAUGAGUGAUUUUCAUUAUAUUAUUAAACCAAGAGUUCAUCCUUCUAUUGUUACCGUUGCCAGAAUAAUAGAUCUAUAUUUUCAAAAAAAAUAUUCGAAAGGUUGUCAUACGACUGAAGCAUAAACUCAACAUUUUGUUACCGAUUUAUAUAAAUUAUCAUAACUCAGAAUCAGUAUAUAUACUAUUUUCACUGACUACGCUAAUUCGCAGAAUACAACUCGCAUUAGAAUGGUCAUUCUAGUUAUGAAACGAUUUACAUAUGAUUUCGCGCAAUGUAAAUAGUAUACCUACUCAGUAUUAAUAUUUCUUAAUACGUUAUUAAUACUUCAAUGUCAUUAUUAUUUGUUAACUCAAGUAAUGUACUUUUCUAAAUGGGCUGUCUUAUUUUUAUGUUAUUAAUUUUGUUAAUUGCUAGAUUAAACACAGUAAUACGCUCUAUCUUAAAAACGGUGACAAUUAACCGUUUAAAUUCAUUAAGUUAAUCAUCAUCUCACUUUUUCACAGUACUAUGUACACGUUAACAGUUUUAAUUUGCUUAGAAAUGUUUAUGAAUUUUGAAUUUCUUUGCCCAUUCCGGCUAUGUUUUUGCAUAACAUAGUAGUAACGUCCACAUAAAAAAAUUUAAGAUAUAUUUUUCACAUCUCCAUAUAAAAUGUCCUGUAUUGAAUUAUUUUUCAUAACAAUUAUAAAUUUCUUUCUGCAAGUUUAGUUUUAAAACAUUUAUAAAAAUCACCAAAAUUCGAAGUUAUUUUCAUCUGAAAUAGAAAGAGAAAGUGUGCUUUACGUACGCACGUAAUUUGAUGGGCAUAUUUAAAAAACUUUAAAAAGUUUCGACAUAUUAGCCUAGAUUUUUUAUUCAGCGUAUGACAACCCUGUCGUAGAACAGUAAUUACAAAGUAUAUUUACGAGUAUAUAAAAUGUGCAGUUUUAAUGUGCCUCCCACUAAAUACCAGUGGUCUAUAAUGAAUAGACUACAGAAAUCAUAAUACUUAUAACGUGCUGCAUAAUGGGCAGCACGUUAUAAGUAUUAAACUUUCGUUUUGCAUAGAUGUAAAAAUUGAUAAUUUACUCCUAAAUAAAUUUUGACAUUUUUAAUGGAACAGAGAUAAGAUAAAUGUAAAUAACAAUGGUUUUCUUUAAUAUUUUUAGUGAUUCAAAUAAUGCCUUGUAAAUGCACAUUGAAUGCAUGAUUAAUAAGUUAUUUAUAAACUAAUGAAAAUUAUUAGAUAACUGAAGAAAUACAUUAUGCAUUCUAUAAAACUUUACAUAAUUUUCAUUGGUGGAAUUUAAAUAAUAUUUAGGGAGAUGUGGUCUUUCAUUUAAAUUUUGCUUUCCCCCAAAAAGUACUUGCUUCUAUUGAAAUAUUUCUCUGUACUAAAACAAAUGGUAUUAUUUUUCACUGUGAAAAGAUUUUAAAGUAAUUUUGAGUAAAUUAUAUAUUAUUGAAAUUAAGGCGUCCAUCAAACAUCAAGGAACUAAUAAAAUUUCAGAAAAUAGCCAAAGCUAUAUUAGUGAUGUGUUAAAUUUAUUAAAUUUUGUUUAUCUCACAGAAUUUUUUGUUACUUAAAGCAAUCAGUUAUACGUAGAGUUGAUGAGAUUAUAUUAAUAUAUUAGCACUGCAAAACGUUUCAUGAUGAGCAUAAUUAACAAGGCUUUAAUUUUGAAAUCAUACAUUAAAUAAUGCAUACACUUUAAAGUUAAAAUUGCCAUAAAGUUUUCCGAAUAUUUUAGAUUAUUUCAAAGUUACAGAAUACAAGAAGCUGUGCCUGAAAGUCUUAUUGUAAUCAAAUAACAUGCAUCAGAUUAUGUUAGCAAUGUACAGAGGAAGUAAUUCUAACUUAAGCCGAAGAAUUGUCCUGUUAUUCUCUGUCACUGACAGCUGUUUACGCGAAAUUUUAAUCUCGGAUCAUCAAUACUGAAUAUGUCGUUUAAAUAUCCGAGAAGGAGGGUGUACGCCAAAGCCUUUCAAAAAUGUCUUCUCUUCACACAGAAGAUUUAUAUAAACAGUGUAGAGAUGAAGCGUAAGGUGGGAAAACAUUAUGAUUAUCAUUUACCUCUGUGCUUAAUUUCUCUUUCUUGCCCUUGCACUGAAUAAACAGCUAGGAAUUUGCAUAGCUAUGUUAUUACAUUUUAACUUGUUCUUCUUUCUUAAAGGAGGUAAGUAUAAAAAAGAAGAAAGAAAAGAAAGUUCAAACCAAACUCCCUUAUCAGAUACAAUAAGAACUUUAUACAAGGUGUUAAGACUCUCACAGAUAAAAAUGGCAUUAGAAGAAUUAGUUAAGAAUCACCGUUUUCAUUUUUAUUUAUUCCAAACAUUCAUUACUUAACAUGGCAAUCAAGAAAGUAAGUGCAAUUAGGCAAUUACCAAACUUUUUUUAGUAUAUUCAUGCAUCUAUGCUAUAAUAAUACCGGUUUUCACUACAGUUAAGUGGUGGUGUGGUGUAUUUAAUUAUGGCAAAGCACACUAGGGCUACCUGCCUAAGGAGAGGGAUGCCUUCGUGGAGGACUUUCUAAGGGAAACUGCCUCGUAUACACGUUACACAUGGGGAAAACCACGAAAAUACCCAUGCUGCCAGCCAGUUCGCGGGAUUCGAACCUCGGAACGAACUACCAGUGUUCAGCGACUUUACCGCUCGGCCACUGGUAGGCCCUCAACAGUUAAGAGUGAGAAGAAAUUAUGCAACAAUACGCGUAAACUUAAACUAUGGUACAUAUAUCUGUUUUUCAGUUAGUCAACUUCAAAAGUUUUGAAAAAGAAUGUUAUGCGACAUAUUGCAGAUCCAUAUUAUAGGGUUAAUAAACAAAGGAGUAAAUGUAAAAAAGUAAUAACUUAGAUCUCCUAAAACGAUAAAUAUUAAUUAAAAGAACGUUUCAUCGCGUUAUUAAUAUAUUUGCUUGUUUAAAAUAAGUAUAUUGUGAAAUAUAUUUUUUUGACUUAUAAACUCAAUUCAACAAUCAGUCGCAUAACUUCAUUUGGAGAUUCACGAAUUUCUAGAAACAAAAUCGUUCACGAUUUAGUCAAUACAAUACUUAAAUGCAUUAUUUUUCGGUUAAAUUUGUACUGAAGAAAGAUUCACUAUUCUCGUACUUAGUUUAAAUUAAUAAAAUUUAAUAAUUAUAAAAAUAAAUAUAAAUAAUAAAACUGAAAUUUCCUGUAAAUAUUAAAUAAUACAAGUAUAAAUACAUUACAAUAUUUGAUGAAUGUAUGGAAUGUUCUGCAAACAUGCUAGAGAAUAUAUCAUUUACUGAUCUAUAACGACAGUCUUCUCGAAAACAUUUUAAUUACUCGUUCCAUUUACCAAGCAAAGAAAAAUUUGCCAUAACGAAAUAGGAAAUGUGAUUUGGUGGUCCUAAAUAAUAAAUAAAAGAUAUUAUAACGUAACAUGUUGCAUAAAAUAAUACUCGAAAUGGUUUCAUUAUUCUAUAACUAAUAAGAACUAAUAAAUAUUACAUAUGACUCUUUUUAUUUGAUUCAUACUGACUACAAUAGACACCCGAUAAACUGCGGUAAUAAAAGACGCCAUCCACAGUUAACCCAAAAUCCCGGUGAAUACGGCAGCUGUUAAAAAACACAAGAAAGAGAAAUAAUCCUCAUUAUAACUAGCAGAAAAAUGCUGUUAAAAUUUACGUUCAUUUGUAAGCAGUUUAAAUUGGAGAAUUAGCUGGCCGGUAAACUAAAUCUACCCAAGGAUACUUUUCCAAACGGAAGAGACAAUGUUCUUUGUUUACAUUGCCCUUGUAUUUUGAUACUUCUGUACGACUUUAAUUUACUUUUAACAGAUGCUUGAACAAUGUUUAUAUAUUCCAGAUUAUGGCCAGUUAAAUUAGCCUUUUUCUUCUCAUUUUUGUACUUUUCGUAAAGGUUUUGUUAUAUUUUGAUGUUUGUGAUAGCAAAUAUUCCAUUGUUCUACGAUAUACAAACUUUAACUUUCUUUAAAAAUAAUUCUUCUUUAAAAAAAUUCUUCUUUUUUAUGGCCCUGUUCAACAGCAGUCCAGUCAAUAAGGAGUUAGUUGCCUGCAAAUGCAAAGUUAUUAAGUUUUGUAUAGGAAAUCCCAUGUAAUGAUUAUAGAGUAAUUCUACCCAUAACAUUAGGAAUACCAUUUAUUUGUUAUACAGUACAAGCAAUUAUAUUGUAAAGGUAUACUGAAUUAUAAAACAGCUUUUUUUUUUAUUUAUUUUUAUCUUUGAAGUGGCAUAUACUAUUCCAUUUGAGUUGAAGUUACAAGUAUUUAAAGUUAAAUAAAUCAGUUAGUUUGACUAAUAAAUUGCUUAAAAAUUUUAGAACUUAAGUUUAACUACAUUUUACUAAAAUUCUUUGAUAAUUACCAAAAUCGAAGUCAAAAUUAUGAUUUAAUAAAAUAAUUGAACCAAUUAAUUAAUUAGGAAACACUCUUAAAAAUAUUUUAAAAAUUAGUAUUAGUUAUUUUUUCCAUAUAGUGACCAACAAGUAAAUUUUGUCUAAAUUUUGUAAGAGGUUUAAUUUACAAACAAAACAUUAUAUAUAAAGAAUAAAAAACAGCACUAAAACUGAAACUGUAAAAGUUAUAAUACUAUAAAAAAAACUUUGUUACGAAUCUGAUACAUUUAAUGUUUUUAUAAUAUCAUUCGCUGUGUUUUAAUAAUUUCGAAUUUCUUACCUUUGAAAUGAAUGAAUAAGAUGUAAAAAAUAUACGGUCUCUUUCGAUGACUGAAUUAUAUUUCUAACAACCUCAUCGUUAGCUCGGUAACAAAUACUUUCUGACAAUAUUGAAUAAUGACACAUUUAUGCUUAAAACUUUGAAACGCCCUAUUUUUCUUCAACAUCUUUGUCAUGCAUUUCAUCUGUGUGCAAUAUGUAUUCAUAUCAAAAGUUUAACUGCUUCCAUGACUCAGGAAAUUUAUGUUCCUGUAGUCAUCAUUGAUGAAGAUUCAGCAAUAAUUUGUGUAUGGGAUGAUAAAAUGACACUGGAUUACGUUCUUUAAUGAAUCCAUUAUUUUGUGAUUUACAUUUUAAAGUUGAAUAAACCAUAAUUAUGAGUAUCAUAAGUUUUUAGGUGUUAUUGAGAAUGUAAACCUAUUAAAUAUUGGUAGAUAAUGUGAUGAAUCAUUGUAGUGAGUAUUCUCAUGCUGUACAUAUGAGCAACUAAACUCUUUCCCAUGCUAACGGUGAUUUGAAAUAUGGGCUAUAAAACCGUACUACAUUCAGAUUUUAUAAUUCUUUCCUUAUAGUUUUACAACUAAAUUGUGUAUCUUGGUUUUAAUUUAAUUUAACUACAUGUCUACCGACAUUUUAUUUUUUGAAAUCUUUGUCUGUGUCUGAAUACAUUAGAAGCAUUCUGUGAAUUUAUAAAAUGAAUUUUUUUUAUUUCUUUCUUUGGUAUAUAGAAAUAGAAAAUAUUUAAAGGAAAAUUAAGUGGCCAAAAUUUCAAGCGUGAGUUUUAUAAAGAUAUUCCAGAUGCAUCAUUUCUUUCAUGUGUGAAAUAAUUAUAAAAUUAAUUACAAAAAAAUUAUUAUUGCAUACAUCAAUAAUUUUAUUUCACACUUGAAACUCAAACUGAAUUGGAAGCAUUUAAAAGAAAUGUUGGUAGCACAUUCUGUGAAUUUUAUUUUGAAAGCAUGCUUUAAUUUUAUUUAUUAGAUUUUAUGCUUUUGAUUUGCAUUCUUUCA